Molecule: messenger RNA, 1116 nt
Organism: Branchiostoma belcheri (Belcher's lancelet)
Lineage: Eukaryota; Metazoa; Chordata; Leptocardii; Amphioxiformes; Branchiostomatidae
Exons: 2
Coding region: 68-511 (147 amino acids)
Source: RefSeq, a predicted model, not a curated record
CCAUCCAAGCUGUGUCGGUAUCAUCGGAGUAUCUGACUGCCGCUGCUGCGCAUGCCGUGGUCUCCAAAUGGAUUCCGACCUGCUGGAAGACUGCAAAAACUUGAACACGUCAGAGCUCCCACCACUCGUUCUCAUCGAUGGAGAAGUUCUAAAUCUGGACCUAUCCAUGAAACAACACUCGGACAUGCAGCCGUUGACUUCUCUAGAGCACGUUGAGGCCCCAUCUACUUCUGUUAAAGAAGAGCCGGAGGAACUGCAGCAGUGUGACCAGGAGGAAAAGAGGGAUGCCGUAGUGCCGAACUUUGAGAUGCUGAACAAGCCGCCGGACAGUGGAGUACAGAGACAGAAAACACUACAUCUGGAGAACUCGAACUCAGGGUUACGUGCGGAGAUUGGCCGGUUGAAACUAGAACUGAGAAAUCUCAAAAGACAAGUUGUCGAACACAUGGAACUGUGCCACAGUGGAGACUUCUCGCCUCUAGAGUUGCAGGAACUUUCCGAGGAAACCUGAGAUUGGCAAUGAUCCACCAAACUCUGUUAACCUUCCGCCAUCUUGGAUUUGGAGGUCAUCAGGAGACAUAUCAGAAUAACGUGCUAGAAGCUGGCGAUUCAGACUUAUGUGUUUUUAUUACCGAUUUGUGUAAAGUAGAGUUAUAUAACGCUAAGUUGUAUCAUGUUAGAUUUGUCGGGGGGUUGAAAAUGAUGAACAAUUCUGUAUAUAUUAAAAGUUAAAAGGUCAUAAAGGUUGAAAUACAUUUAGUUCAUGGCCAAGUGAUAACAAGUUAUAUGGGUAGAGUGAAUUAUAUAUAUAUAUAUAUAUAUAUGUUACAAUGAUGUUUGUUAUUAUGCUUUAUUGGUAUAUGUAACAAUUGUAUUACGCAUGUGCAUGUUCAGCAAAAUUCAGUUCAAGAAGUUUUACUGUAAAGAAAUGCAAACUGUCAAUCUUUUUAACAAAGCAAAGGUUGACUGUAUAUAUUAAAGUGUAGACCCGACUUAAGUCAUGACAAGUAAGUAGACAUAUAGUUGACUGCUAUUCUUCUGGUAAUGUUAACAGCUUGUUUGUAGGCUUGCUCCUUGUAGUGUAAGAUGAAAUAACCUGGAAAUACCCUAAAUACA